UUCUGGUGACCCACAACCCGACCGGAAAGGGAGGAGACUUCAGACGUAGAGAAAGCCAUACUUGUUUAAAUGGCGGCACCCGGGAAGAACGUGGAGGAAAUUCGGAAUCGAGUAAUUUUGGAGGAAUUUGGUUUGAAGAAUGUACAUACAACAGAUUUUCCUGGCAACUACCCUGGCUUAGAUGACUCUUGGGACAUGCACCAAUUUCAAAAGAACUUCAGAAUUGACAUAGUGCAUCUGGACGAAAGCAGUAUGGAGUUUGACAUGGUAGGGAUUGAUGCGUCCAUUGCCAACGCCUUCAGAAGAAUCUUACUAGCAGAGGUGCCCACAAUGGCUGUUGAGAAGGUGUUCAUCUAUAACAAUACAUCAAUUGUCCAGGAUGAAGUCCUUGCUCACAGAUUAGGCCUGAUUCCCAUUAAAGCAGAUCCUCGUCUGUUCGAGUUCAAGAAUGCAGGGCAAGAGUCUGCAGAAGAUGAUGGUUCUGAAAUAGACACAAUUCAACUUCAACUGAAGAUCAAAUGCAGCAGAAAUCCAAAUGCCAGCAAAGAGUCAUCUGACCCACGAGAACUGUAUCGGAACCACAUGGUUUACUCCAGAGAUUUAAAGUGGAUCCCCCUUGGAAACCAGGCUGAUGUUUUUGCAGACUUUUCCAUCCGGCCAGUGCAUGAUGACAUCCUGAUAGCUCAGUUACGACCAGGACAGGAACUGGACAUAGUCAUGCACUGUGUCAAAGGCAUUGGCAGGGAUCAUGCUAAGUUCUCUCCAGUGGCAACAGCAAGUUACCGCCUCCUGCCAGAGAUCACAUUAUUGGAAGUGGUGGAGGGAGAAAAGGCAGAGCUCCUGAAACACUGCUUCUCACGAGGUGUUAUAGACCUGGAAGAUGUUCGCGGUAAAAAAAGUGGCCAAAGUGGUGAACAGUCGACUAGAUACAUGCAGCAGAGAAGUUCUCCGACAUGUGGAUCUAAAGAAUUUGGUGAAGCUGGGAAGGGUUCGAGAUCAUUUCAUAUUCACUGUGGAAUCUACUGGUAUCCUGCCUCCAGAUGUGCUGGUUACAGAGGCCAUCCAGGUUCUCAUGUCCAAAUGUCAAAUGUUUCUCAAUGAAAUGACCUGUACUGACAUGGAAUAAAUGAUUGAACGAUU
Nothobranchius furzeri (turquoise killifish) is the source of this 1140-nucleotide messenger RNA. It is a transcript of the gene polr1c, whose product is annotated as RNA polymerase I and III subunit C. The record is from RefSeq and is a predicted model, not a curated record. NCBI's taxonomy places the organism in Eukaryota, Metazoa, Chordata, Actinopteri, Cyprinodontiformes, Nothobranchiidae. Gene Ontology annotation, biological process: DNA-templated transcription. Gene Ontology annotation, cellular component: RNA polymerase I complex; RNA polymerase III complex. Gene Ontology annotation, molecular function: DNA binding; protein dimerization activity.